AUGUCGUCCAACGAAUUGCUUACAUUAUCCAGAAAAGCUCGUUUCAAUGAUCUACCCAGUUUUUCCGGUCAACCAUCAGAGGACAUCGAACAAUUCUUAAAGAGAAUUAAAAAUUUAACUAAAACUGACACUGACAUAACCGAUGCUCAACGUCUUGAAAUUGUCCGGGGAAAACUGUCACAAUCGGCCGGUACGUGGUUUGACGAUCAAGAAUUUACUACAUGGUCUCAAUUUGAAACGUCCUUUCGCGGUAGAUACUCGUCGACCAUGAAAUCUCAAACAAAAUUUGGUGAAUUGCUUCAACGAAAACAACAACCUGAUGAACCCAUGGCAACGUAUUUUGAUGAUAUGGUUUCCUUGUGUCGAGAAGUCGAUACAGGUAUGACUGAGAGGAUUAUUGUCCAACAUCUUAUGAACGGCGUUCGUUCUGAAUUUCGGAAACAACUUUCUCGCCAUGAACCUCCAAUUGAUCAAAUUGCAACGUUUUUGACCGUGGCAAAAAAGGAACAAGAUAUUCACGAACAAUUUGAAAAAUUUCAAGAAAUGAAAAUUCAACCACAACAACCCUACUUCUUUCUGAAUCCGGAAUCAACAUCAUUAACAGCCGCCGUUCAUCAACGGCCAUAUCGACAUCCAAAUCAUUCCAGUCGGGAUUUACAGCAAUUGGAAAUCAGGAGAUCUGUCGAAAGACAGCCAUCAUUUAUUCCAAGGUCACAUCAUAAAUUAUUGAAAUCGUCAGAAAGUUCACGCAAAUCGACCAUGAAACAACCAGUGGUGGAUCAGGCUCAACACUCUUCGUCAUCGUUUCAAUUUACUCCCUGUAAAAUUUGCGGAAAAACGAACCAUCGCACCAUUGAUUUCCAAGUCAACCGAAAAUCAACAUCUGCGAUCGUCGAUACUGGAUCCGCCAUCACGAUAAUUCACCAAAAUCUUCUAAGCGCUCUUUAUCAUCGAAAAUUCAGCGGUAAGAAAACCGACUGUCAAGCAGCUAAUUCUUCAUCGAUCAACAUCAUCGGUCAAGUUGAAUUGGAAAUUAAACUUGGAAAAAUUAAAACCUACAUAAUAGCAGACGUCGCAACAAAUCUAAUCACAUCUCUUCUCCUCGGAAAUGACUGGAUAAAUCCUAAUCACGUACAUUUACACGGCGAUGAACAACGCCUGACAAUCCCAGCAAAAAACGGACAACUUAUCUCAUUCCCGUAUAUCGCUUCACCUGAUCUUAACUAUCCAGUCUUCCUCGUGAAUCAAGUGACCAUUCCUCCGAAUUCUCAGCAACUCGUGGACAUCAAAGUUCAACUCUCUGGGGCUGAGAACUUGAUUUUUCAGCCUAUUACAAAUUAUCUGUCAAAAUUUUUAUUCAUCCCUAACACUUUGCUAAACGUCACUGAUCAUACGGCAAAAAUUCUCGUCAUAAAUGCUCAGGAUCGUCAACGUACCCUAUCCAAAAAUUCGAAAAUUGGCAUGAUAAAUAGAUAUCCAACGUUUGAAGUAUGUCUUACCAUGCAACAACCACGCCGGAAAUCCCUUACAACUCUAAAACCUGUUGGAUUCUUAGACCAUAACCAAUUGUCAUCGAGAGCAGGAGCGGUCAAGACCACCACGGACUACUCAUUUCCAAAUCGGAACACACAGUGUUAUAAAUGCCAACAAAAUUUUCUCACCGGAAAUGACCUCCAAAAACACCUUCGAGAAUCGUGUUAUUCGGAAGAAGUCCGUAGACACAUUCAAAAUCUCACACAGCACAUCGAACAUCCAAAACAAAAGCAGCAGGUCGAAGAGAUAUUAUGGCAUAAUAAAGAUUUAUUUGAUUCGGGUCCAGCAAUCGUUAAUAUACCUCCUCAAUCAGCAAUCAAAACCGGUGAUCAUCCUCCCAUUUAUUCGAAACAAUAUCCUGCUUCCGAGAGGGAUCAACAAAUAAAAACUGAAGAAACUCAAAAAUUGUUAGAACGUGGCCAGAUAGAAGAAUCAACUUCUCCAUGGUCAUCUCCCGUCGUUCUCGUCAAGAAAAAAGAUAAAACAACUCGUUUCUGUAUUGACUAUCGCCGUCUCAAUGCUAUAACAAUCAAAGAUGCCUUUCCUUUACCUCGAAUAGAUGAAAUAUUUGACCAACUGUCCGAAGCCGUCAUCUUCACAAAAUUUGAUUUCAAAAGCGGAUACUUUCAAAUUCCCCUAGCAAAAGAAGAUCGUCCGAAAACAGCAUUCUCCACAAGGGACAAUCAUUAUCAGUUCACUGUCUUGCCGCAAGGAGUCACUAAUGGACCGGCGACAUUUCAACGUGUUAUCAAUCAUAUUUUGGGUCCAACUCGUUGGCGAUACGCAUUGGCUUAUAUAGACGAUAUCAUCAUUUAUUCUCGAACAUUCGAAGAUCACUUAUCUCAUCUGAAAGAAAUUUGUCAACUCCUAAAAGAAGCAAACUUUCGUCUCAAUUCGGAAAAAUGUGAGGUGGCUCGUACACAGACCGAUUAUCUUGGCCACCAGAUUAAACAAGGUGAUAUUCGACCGAGUCCUGUCAAUAUUCGAGGCCUGUUACAUACACAGCUUCCGAAGACCGCUGAAGAAGCAUCAAGAUUUGUCAAAGCAGCGGAGUAUUAUAGGAAAUUCAUUCCGGGGUUCUCCCUUUUGGCAGAACCAUUAAGAAAAUUUGUCCCAACGUCAAAGACUGGCAAACGAGGUCAAAGAAAGCCAAUCACAUUGACAGACGACGAGAAAAGGUCCUUCGAAGAACUCAAACGUAUUUUGACCAAUGAUCUCGUGCUUCGUCUCCCAAACAAUCGGUUUCCAUUCAAACUCCAAACAGAUGCAUCAGAUGAAGGCAUCGGUGCCGUAUUAUUACAGAACUAUUCCGAUGGUGAUCAUCCCGUGGCAUAUCUAUCGAAAAAAUUCACCGCAACUCAGAGCAGGUGGUCAACUACCGAACAAGAAUGUUAUGCACUC
Molecule: messenger RNA, 2934 nt
Organism: Didymodactylos carnosus
Lineage: Eukaryota; Metazoa; Rotifera; Eurotatoria; Philodinida; Philodinidae
Source: the annotation of a GenBank genome assembly